This is a messenger RNA of Funneliformis mosseae, 656 nucleotides long. The record is from the annotation of a GenBank genome assembly. Lineage: Eukaryota; Fungi; Glomeromycota; Glomeromycetes; Glomerales; Glomeraceae.
CAAUAAAAGUUAAAAAAUAUUGUAGAUUAGAUCAAACUCAAGCGAAAGCAUUAAUCUCUGCUUUGUCACGUGAGAUUGCAUUAAUCGAAGGUCCGCCAGGUACUGGAAAAACCGUAGUCGGUGUAGAGAUAAUGAAAGUGUUACUGGCAAAAGAAAAUCGAGUAGCAAAUAUUGGUCCCAUUCUCACCAUCUGCUUUACUAAUCACGCCCUCGAUCAAUUCUUGGAGCAUUUACUUGACGUAAAGAUAACCAAUAUAGUUAGAUUAGGCACUCGAACAAAAUCUGAAAGAAUUGAAGAAUAUACUUUAGAAGAAGUUUGCAAAAGAAAUCCCCGUAAAUUUAGCAACGAAGUAUCCCGUUUAAUACCAGGUUUACUUCAAUCAUUAAAAAGUCUCGAACAGGAAAUUAAUGGAAUUAACUAUUCUUUAUCCGGAAGGUGGUUGAGUUGGCAAGAUGUACAAUCACACUUGAUGACGAAUGAAAAAACAUUUUAUGAUAAGUUUAAACGUGUGCCCAAUAAUGAUGAAUUACCUAUUUGGGUAUUAGGUGCUAAUUACGAGGAGGAUUCGAAUGGAUUUAUCACUGCUCAAGAUAAAUGGAAGUAUUUACACCCAUUUGAAAAAUGGUUAAGAUGUAUGGAUUUUUAUAAUAAUUGA